AGAGCAUGCAGUUGGUCGCCCAUGAUGCGUUCACACUUGAUGAUGUUCAGUACUACAACGACCUCUUCCUCGUGCGUAUGCUCAGCCUUGCGGGAUAUGUCAUCCUCAUUCACGAGGCCUUCGAAGCCCUCCCGGACGAGGUCAAGCACAUUUGGCCCGCGCGUUGGUCGACCGUCAAGGUCUUGUAUCUCAUCAACCGCUACGGGAACCUGGUAUUCUUGGGGGCGAGUACGUUGCAGACACUUGGGAUCUGGCGCAGUAACGCGCAUACAUUCUGCUACAAUGCGACGCUCGCCCUGUCGCUUAUACAGUUUGCCUCGUUCGCCUCGGUCCACGUACUUGUAUUGCUACGAGCAUGGGCGACGUGGGGUCGUCAUGUCAAAAUCCUCGCAAUCCUCGCGGCGUUGUUUGUACUUUACGCUGCCGCUAGUGUAUCACUCCUCGUUUGGGGUGUCGUCUCUGUCGGUUACAAUGCAUACCCGCUGGCCUCCAUAGUUGGGACGUGUAUAAGCUCUAUACCUUGUGCGUGCCCCACCGUCUCUAGUCUUCUCUGCUCUCCGUUCAAUGAGGUACUCUUGCAAUUAGCAUUCGCAUGGAUUCUAUGGAUUCCUAGCCUCGCGUUAGAAUGUGUAAUAUUCAUCUUGACGAUGGUUUCGAUUCGACAGUUCGACCUUCAUCUCCAUCUGGCUUGGCAGUCGCCUAUCGUGAGGGUCAUAAUGCGUGACGCCAUACUCUACUUCAGUCUAACGCUCUUCAGCGGUCUAUUCAACAUCUUCAUAUGGGCAUAUUACGCAGAACGCGCUCUAAACAUGCUCGCCAACAGCUUCACCCUCUGUCUCAUGAUUUCCGCAGGCCAGCGGCUCGUCCUCGACCUCCGCAAGAUCUCUACGGACGACGCGCUCUCGACAACUCGCAUCGGGCGUGAGGUCGAGCGCGCAAUCGAGGCCAUGGCCACCGCGCGCUCGCCAUCUCCGAUCGUCUUCGCUGAGCGGUCCCUAGCGUCCCCGACGACGCACACGUCCAUACGUUCACACGAUACUCAUCCCCCCUCUCCGUGGAAGACGCGGAAGGUAGACUGGGGCGCGAUACGCCACUGGGUGCACGGUGUGGAUGGGCGCGAGCAGGAGCGAUCGAUCAGCGUCGAGCUUGUGGAAGUAGUGGAUGCGCCAUCGGAUGGGCGACGGACCAGAACGCUGGAGGUCCACGUUUAAGGCGAUCUAGAGCCUUCCACAUGUAGUUAGUUGU
Molecule: messenger RNA, 1245 nt
Organism: Dichomitus squalens LYAD-421 SS1
Lineage: Eukaryota; Fungi; Basidiomycota; Agaricomycetes; Polyporales; Polyporaceae
Exons: 12
Coding region: 6-1211 (401 amino acids)
Source: RefSeq, a predicted model, not a curated record